AUAUUUAUAGGUGACUUUGGGGCAGGAAAGGAGAAGAAGGGUGAUUGUCCAUUCUGUAUAUUAGAGAAACGAAUUGCUCGCUCUUUGAGUAGUGAAGCAGUUUCAGAUGCUCCCGUAAAGAUAAAUAGCUGUCUGCGUAUUUAUGCUGAGCAUUUUCGCACGGGGAGGCAAGAGGAUGCACAUGAAUUUUUGCGUUAUGUGAUUGAUUCAUGCCAUAAUACCUGCUUAAGAUUAAAGAAGUUGCAGCAGCUACAGCGUGGGAGAAAUGGGACUGCCAAUGGUGGUGAUAUUGCUGGGGCUGGAGAAACGGUGAUCAAGGAGAUCUUUGGAGGGGCAUUACAGAGUCAAGUAAAAUGUUUGUCAUGUGGGGCUGAGUCAAAUAAGGUGGACGAGAUAAUGGAUAUAAGUCUGGAUAUUUUGCAUAGUGGAUCACUCCGAGAAGCUUUGCAGAAGUUUUUUCAGCCUGAGGUCUUGGAUGGAAAUAAUAAAUACAAGUGUGAUAAAUGUAAGAAAUUGGUCGCAGCAAGGAAGCAAAUGUCGAUUCUUGAAGCUCCAAAUGUUCUUGUAAUUCAAUUAAAGAGGUUUGAGAGUAUAUUUGGUUCGAAGAUUGAUAAGCCCAUUGCAUUUGACGAGAUAUUAGUGCUGUCAAGUCACAUGAGCAAAGGAAGCAAGGAUCAACACCCUGAAUAUAACCUCUUUGGUACUGUUGUACAUUCAGGUUUCUCUCCCGAUUCUGGGCACUACUAUGCAUAUAUCAAGGAUGCGAUUGGCCGCUGGUACUGCUGCAAUGAUACUUAUGUUUCAGUCUCAACCCUGCAGGAGGUUUUAUCAGAGAAAGUGUACAUACUUUUCUUCUCCCGUGCAAAACAGAGACCCCACACUCGGGUUGAUGCAGUGGUUAAUGGAUCUAAGAAACACGAGUCAAAUGGCAAUAAAAUAUCAACAAUGCCAAAAUCUGGUUCUACUGAUAAAUCUGUUUGUAACAAACAAAAUUCCAAUCAUCUUCAAGAGACCAACAAGUCAACUAAUGGCAGUGGAUCCUUUAUCCCGAAGUCAGGUUGUGCAGAGAAACCAUUUAGCAUGAAAAUUUCUGCCAAUCAUUCUAAGACUAACAGGUCAAAUAAUAUCCUUACGACCAAUGGCACUAAGACACAUACACGCCAAAGGUCUGAUAAUGUGGAGACCCCUGCUAAUAUGGGAGAUCUAUCUGAUAACCAACCUGAGACGAGUAAUAUCACUUCACUUGAGUUAAGUUCUUGCAACUCAACUGAUGGACAAACGUCCGGUGCUAGUGUGAAACAUGUAGACAUUCAAGAGUCUUCAGGCCACCACAGUCAGACAAGUGAUUCAGUUAAAUCUAAGAUUGAUCAUGAGUGUCCUAGUCAGCAGAGAGCACUUAGUGACUCUGGGAGUACCAGUAAGGUCCUUGCCCAUGGGAAUAUGAGGAUUGUCAUUCAUAAGAAAGAGCCCGUGGAGGAAAAUGGACGCAUAGCAGCUUCGCCUACUUCAGUCGAAAAGGAGAGAACUGGGCUGACGAGUGACAGUAAUUGUAUGGGUAAAAUGUCAGCUGAUAUUCAGAGUACAGGGGAAGGUUUAUCUUGUUUGCCACUCAGUAACGGCAACGGGCCUAUGGAGAUGAACUCCUUAAAGAGAAGAUUGCCGGAAGUAAAUGGAUCUGCUCACACGACUGACUCACAAAAGAGUGGUAACUGCCAAGACUUACCCAAUGGAAAUAUUGGGGCCUCUAACAACUCAUGUGUGAAGAGGAAGAUAGAAGAUGAUUUUCCGUGCAUCUUUUUUGCCAAAGAUGACCAAUCUCGUGCAAGGGUUGAAACAUUCAAGGAAUCGAUUGGGAAGGAAGCUUCCAUGAUUCUAAGUUCAUGUGGAUGGUCCGAGGAAGUGCGCAGUUUCAUGCAGGCAACAAAAAAGUUGUGUCAAGAAACAGGGAGUUCUGCACUGAAUGACGAUGAGAAGAAGAGCUUACUCGUUUCACAAGCGAAGAGAGCUUUUCUUUCUAAGGUUCCCGAAUCACUGAAAGCAAAAUUGGUUGAGCGUCUCAAAUCAUUUAGCCAAGAGAAGCAACUAUCUGGAACUUAACCGAGCAAGACAUGCAGUUUUGGCGAGAGUGUAAUCUGUUCACAUUCGAUGAAUAUGAUUGUAAAUAUUUUGCGGAUGCAAACUGAGAUAACCCGGUUGGUUGAGUUAGGCAAGUCUUGCUGAGGCGGCGCAGCUGCACAGUUGGUCCAGAGAGAGAACAAUUCAAUCUUUGUACAAAAUUAUUUUUGUCCGUAGCUCAAUCCUCAUUUUUAUAGACUAACCAGUUUUGAAUACGGUCUGUCGAGGAGUUUUGGAUGUAUUGCAACUUUUAAUGUUAUAAAAUCUACAGGCAUCGUUCCAUUUGGUUUU
This is a messenger RNA of Salvia hispanica, 2406 nucleotides long. The record is from RefSeq and is a predicted model, not a curated record. Lineage: Eukaryota; Viridiplantae; Streptophyta; Magnoliopsida; Lamiales; Lamiaceae.